AUGACAAACACAAAGGGAAAGAGGAGGGGCACUUGCUAUGUGUUCUCUAGGCCCUUUAGGAAACAUGGAGUUGUUCCUUUGGCCACGCAAAUGCAAAUCUACAAGAAGGGUGAUAUUGUGGACAUCAAGGGAAUGAGCACUGUUCAAAAAGGAAUGCCCCAUAAAUGUUACCAUGUCAAAACCAGGAGAGUCUACAGUGUCACUCAGUGUGUUGUGGGCAUCAUUGUAAACAAGCAGGUUAAGAGCAAGAUUCUUGACAAGAGAAUUAAUGUGCAGAUUGAACACAUCAAGCACUCGAAGAGCAGAGACAGCUUCCUGAAGCAGGUGAAGGAGAACGACCAGAAGAAAAAGGAAGCCAAAGAGAAGGGUACCUGGGUUCAGCUGAAGUGCCAGCCUGCUCCACUGAGAGAAGCAAACUUUGUGAGGACUAAUGGGAAGGAGCCUGAGCUGCUGGAGCCCAUUCCGUACGAAUUUAUGGCCUAA
Messenger RNA from Microtus oregoni (creeping vole), 483 nucleotides. Its product is annotated as 60S ribosomal protein L21-like. Gene Ontology annotation, molecular function: structural constituent of ribosome. Lineage: Eukaryota; Metazoa; Chordata; Mammalia; Rodentia; Cricetidae. The transcript has a single exon. The record is from RefSeq and is a predicted model, not a curated record. Gene Ontology annotation, cellular component: ribosome; cytosolic large ribosomal subunit. Gene Ontology annotation, biological process: translation. Bases 1 to 483 code for a protein of 160 amino acids.